Messenger RNA from Pedinophyceae sp. YPF-701, 981 nucleotides. NCBI's taxonomy places the organism in Eukaryota, Viridiplantae, Chlorophyta, Pedinophyceae. The record is from the annotation of a GenBank genome assembly.
AUGCGGCUAUCGUCGUCCGCAGUCUGUGUCCCCCAGGCGAGCAGUCUGUCGGGGCGCAGGAGUGGUUCGAGUGCUCCCCGCACCCCGCUGAACGCCCGUGGUUCGGCGGCCUUGCAGCAAGGUGACGUUGCCGCGCUCCGCAACAGGCUCGUCUCGGGCGCGGCGGAGACGUCUGGUCUCGAGGCUGAGCGGGUCCCGGUUGCCAAGCGGGAGGGAUCGGGCCUCGUUUAUGCUGCUCAACAGCCUGAGGACUUGGGACGAGUGACCACCGGAACGGCCGUGCGAAGCCCCGACGGCGCCUUCGACAUCCUGCGGCCGGGUCUACCUGGCGCAAGCCACGAUGUGGACGACGUGCGCCGCUUUCUACAGGAGGCCUUGCUGUACGUCGACGGCGGCCCAGCGGGCGCCGGGACCGAGUUAAUGGCGGCGGGGUCGCCGACGCAGGCGGACCCCACCCCGGGGCGCGCCGGCGGGGGCGGCGACGAGCCCCCGGACGGCCGCAAGCGCUCGCCGGACUACUUUGCCAACGUGGGCGACGCCAUCCGGACGCUGCGCGAGGACAUCCCGGUGCUGUUCGACCGCGAGCUGGACUACGACAUCUACCGCGACGACGUGGUGUUCCGGGACCCGCGGAACUGCUUCAAGGGCAUGGACAACUACAAGCUCAUCUUUUGGUCCCUGCGCUUCCACGGGCGGAUCUUCUUCCGGCAGGUCUACGUCGAGGUGAAGCGCAUCUGGUCGCCGCAGGAGGGCGUGAUCAACAUGCGCUGGCGCGUGCACGCCACCCCGCGCGGCCUCCAGCGCGAGGGCACCUUUGACGGCGUCUCGCAGUACAAGCUCGACUCCAAGGGGAAGAUCUACGAGCACUACGUGGACAACGUCGUGCUCCGCGACCCCCCCACCGCGUUCAGCAUCCCCGUCUUCAACCUCAACCUCACGCCCAAGACCGUCCAGAGCCCCGGCGGAGGCAUCCCCACCUAG